Molecule: messenger RNA, 1383 nt
Organism: Bombus terrestris (buff-tailed bumblebee)
Lineage: Eukaryota; Metazoa; Arthropoda; Insecta; Hymenoptera; Apidae
Product: ribokinase
Exons: 8
Coding region: 284-1213 (309 amino acids)
Biological process (GO): D-ribose metabolic process
Molecular function (GO): ribokinase activity
Source: RefSeq, a predicted model, not a curated record
UGUACAUUUAAAGAAUACAUUAAUCAUAAUUUUUGUAUUCUUUUUAGAUCUAAUUGUAAUCAUGUUGUUAUUUUCCAUAAUUGAAAACAUGAUUAUGAAUUUUAAAGUGGAGAAGUUAGCUUUACCUAUUAUAAUAAAUGUAUGAUACAUAUGUAGUAGAACAAAAUGUGUAUUUUUAAAAUGAAAUAUGUAGUUUCUACGUGACAGGCAUUACUUACAUAACCCCGAUAAAGACAUUUUUGUUUUAAAAAUUUUAAAUAGUGACUAAUUAAAUCGAAGAGAAAUGUCUCCAAAAAUUGUUGUUGUUGGUUCAUGUAUGAUUGAUUUCACUUGCUUUUCUCCCCGUUUACCAAAACCUGGUGAAACAUUAAUUGGUACUAAAUAUGAGAUAAAGUAUGGUGGUAAAGGUGCUAAUCAAUGUGUAGCAGCUGCUAAGCUUGGUGCCGCAACAGCAAUUGUUGCUUCUUUAGGUUCUGAUACUUAUGCCCAAGAGUACUUAAAAAUAUUUAAAGAAGAAAAUAUAGACAUUUCUCACAUUCAAAUACAACCAAACCAACACAGUGGAAUAGCACAUGUUACAGUUACCGAGAGUGGCGAAAACAGUAUAGUAAUCGUAUUAGGAUCGAACGCGUUGAUGAGUUCCAACUUUGUGGACUCCGCGACCAACAUGAUCAAGAAUGCUUCUAUUUUAUUAUGCCAAUUUGAGGUACCUCUAGAAAUUACUCUACACGCUUUAAAGAUUCACAAAGGCUAUGGUUUGUCCAUUGUGAAUGGGGCACCCGCUACGGAAAAUGUCCAUCCAGAUUUAUGGAAACUCUGUGACAUAUUUUGCGUCAACGAGAUGGAGGCGGAAUUUAUGAGUGGGGUGCAGCUUCAGGGACCAUCAAGUAUACAGCAAGCUGUUGAAAAAUUCUUGGAUAAGGGUUGCAACAUAGUGAUUAUUACUCUUGGAGAACAGGGAGCGGUGUAUGCUUCUCAAAGCGAUAGAGUAAUUAAAAAAGUUUGUACUACUCGCGUUCAGCCUGUAGAUACAACGGGAGCUGGAGAUGCAUUUCUAGGCGCUCUUGCAUAUUUUAAAGCUUAUCACCCAGCGCUUUCGAUGGACGAAUGCAUCCGAAGAGCUUGCGUCAUUGCCACGGAUUCCGUGUUGAAAUUCGGUACACACGCGAGUUUUCCGAACAAGAGCAGCCUGUCGCCGGAUUUGUUCGCUUGAAUUAAUAAAAAUGUUGUACAUUCUAUACAAAUGACACAUCCUUCCGACAUCUGUUCCUUCUUUUAUUGUUAUUUUAUGUCGUUGUUCUUCUUGCUUCUUAUUUAACUUUGCCAUGUUUUGAUAAUAAUAAAGUGUUGUUAAAAAAGUAAAAUAAAAAUGAGCGAUGAUUA